AUGUCCGUUCUGGUGCUCUCCGCACAACAUGUCGCGGAUCUUGUGGAGUCGCUCACGGCAUCAGCAUUGGUUAGUCGCCACAUGCCCGUACCUUGAGUCUACAAAUGGCCAGACUCGCGGCAGCUGUGGCUCCACACGGGUCCCGGCGGCGGUCGAGCGAUGCUGGCCGGUGCCCGGAACCGCCGAUUACAUCGUGGUCCAUUGAACCAUUGAACUGACGACGAAGCAGCACUCUCUUUUUAGGCCAACCUGAUCGGGAGAACGAUGCACGCCAUUACUAAAGCGGCCGAGACCCCCGUCGAAGGCGUACCUCCGGUGCAGAAUCCACUCCGCAUUGCUACCCAGUCGGAGUUUCACAAAACCCUGUUCGCAAUUUGACAGGCCUCGGUUUAGUACCAGCGUAGGACACUGAGCGAGAGUCGAACCCCGUUUCCUUACAGAUACAUGCCUUCGCGAUUGACGACAUCGCAAAACAUCUCCAUGACCGCGGUCAAGAUCGUUUCCGUGCCCGACAGCCAAUCCCCACGCCCAGGUCGGCCUUCCUGGGACGACGCUCUUGCUGGACGAGUCGACCGGUCAGGUCAAAGCUAUGGUCAAUUCGAGCACCCUGACAGGACUUCGAACAGCGUCAGUGAAAACAGCGCAACUUUCCAAAGUUCGAGGCGCUGAUCGAUGCGCGUUUCGCAGUGCUGCUUCCGCUCUCGCGACAUUGAUCUUGGCAGCACCAACAUCCCAGAAGCUAGUUGUUUUCGGGUCGGGGACGCAGGCGUACUAUCAUGCUCGAUUGAUCCUCGAGCUCUUUCCCUCCAUCAAUCAUGCCAGUUUCAUCGUUCGAUCCCCCUCAUCAAGGUCAUCCGAGCUGGUAGAAAAACUCGGUCGGCAAUUCCCCAUCGUCAAGAGCCAAGUGCUCGGAACCGACAAGACGAGCGAAUAUGUACAGCAAGCCGAUAUCAUUUGCUGGUGAGCGAUGUCGUUAGUCGUGGCCAGCUCUGAUCCCCCAACUCCGGCUGAUGAGAUAUCUUCGCUCAGCUGCGUGCCCUCGAAAGCGCCGAUCUUUGAGGCGAACGAUCUCAAAGCGAAUGUUCACAUCAAUGCCAGUUGCGUCUUUUGUUCUUAUUUGCAGGUAGUAAUAUCCGUUUCCUUCGAUGUCUCGCGUGGCUGACCCCCCUGCGCUUGGCUUCUUCCCCUGUUCUUCCUCUGACGGCGCAGUCGGAUCAUACAUGCCCUCGAUGCACGAGUUCCCCGCUUCGCUCAUCUCACCAUCUACAACACCGACACCCAUCCCCUACAUCCUUGUCGACUCUCGUCCCGCUUGUCUUUCCGAAGCCGGCGAACUGAUCUCGGCCGGGACAGUACCUGAGAACUGCAUCGAGCUCGGCCAGGUCGUCGAUGUCCUCGGCAACCCUUUGACGGCCGACGCGUGUGAUCUAAUCGCCAGGUUGAAGAGUGGGCAAGAUGGGAAGUCGUUGUUCAAGUGCGUUGGGGUUGGUGGGAUGGAUGUGGGGAUCACGGCGUUGAUGGUCGAGAUGGCGGAGCAACUCGGUGUCGGCGUGAAGGUGCCGUUCCAUUGA
Microbotryum saponariae is the source of this 1571-nucleotide messenger RNA. The record is from the annotation of a GenBank genome assembly. Lineage: Eukaryota; Fungi; Basidiomycota; Microbotryomycetes; Microbotryales; Microbotryaceae.